Coregonus clupeaformis (lake whitefish) is the source of this 2070-nucleotide messenger RNA. Its product is annotated as soluble scavenger receptor cysteine-rich domain-containing protein SSC5D-like. The coding region runs from base 541 to 1743 and encodes 400 amino acids. Gene Ontology annotation, cellular component: membrane. NCBI's taxonomy places the organism in Eukaryota, Metazoa, Chordata, Actinopteri, Salmoniformes, Salmonidae. The record is from RefSeq and is a predicted model, not a curated record. The transcript has 9 exons.
CUCAAUGGGAGGGGUCUCCAGGGGCCACCAGGGGCCCGAAGUGUUCAGGGGCCACAGCUUCACCAUCACCUGCUCCGCUCAGCCACAGUACCCAGGAGGCUCCUUCCUCCUCACGUUCACCGGCUCCAACAGAACCCAGACCCAGCCAGCUGUCAAUCACUCUGCUGCCUUCCUCUUCCCUGCUGCAGAUGACUCCCACCAAGGGAACUACAGCUGUGUUUAUGACAAUUAUGUUUUCUCUCAUAACUUCUCCUCUGAGAGUGAGCUCCUCAACCUCACCGUCACAGCCUCUCCUCUGCCAGCCUUCAUCAUCAGACACGUUGUAGUGCUGCUGAUCCUACUGACAGCCAUCACCACCAUCUACCUGUACUACAAGACCACCAGGAGGCAGAAGAGAGUGAACAGGGUGAGCAGCAUGGAUCUUUAUGUUGAUGCCAAUGCCAUGGAGAUGGUCUCUCUGAGCUCCAGAGCUGAAGCUGGACCGGGAGAGGAGAGAGCAGCCCAGGGGACUGAGUAGGAGUAGAAUGAUGCUGACCCUACAUGCUGAUCUUAGAUCUCCAGGCUCAAAGCGUCAGUCCACCAGCUGAAUACUCAGUCAGACUGGUGAAUGGGCCCACUUCCUGUUCUGGGACAGUGGAAGUCUUCUACAGAGGAGAGUGGUUAGUUCUAUGUACUGGGUGGUGGAGCAUGAUAGAGGCUAAGGUUGUGUGUAGACAGAUGGGCUGUGGGAAUGCUACAGCUGAAUCUGGAGGACCUAUGGUUGAAGAGGGAAGAGGAGGAGUCAUGGUAGAGAGUUGCAAUGGAGAUGAGUCUACUAUUACAAGGUGUGACAUCAGUGGAGGACCUGGUGUCUGUAAUGGUGAAUAUUAUCAUAAUGUGAUGUGCUCAGCUAUCUCUCCAACCCAUGCUACAGCUACUCAGAAUGACUACAUCAAUGUUAAGGCAUGGAACCCAGAUAUCCCAUCUACCCCCGCCUCUGUUAAACCCAGCUUGGCUACUUCCACCCAGGACACCAGCAGUAGUCUGACCAGCCGGGUUUCAGACACCUCAGCCGGACUCCAAGAGGGUGACACCACCUCUGAUCCCACCAUCAACACCUCAGCCGGACUCCAAGAGGGUGACACCACCUCUGAUGUUACCAUCAACACCUCAAGUCGACCUACCACAAGAACCCAAUCAACCCCAUCACAGGAUCUCCCGGUCCAGCCUGAUAUCUCCCUGACUGACUCAAUGGGAGGGGUCUCCAGGGGCCAUGAGGGGCCCGAGGUGUUUAGGGGCCACAGCUUCACCAUCACCUGCUCCACUCAGCCACAGUACCCAGGAGGCUCCUUCCUCCUCACGUUCACCGGCUCCAAUAGAACCCAGACCCAGCCAGCUGUCAAUCACUCUGCUGCCUUCCUCUUCCCUGCUGCAGAUGACUCCCACCAAGGGAACUACAGCUGUGUUUAUGACAAUUAUGUUUUCUCUCAUAACUUCUCCUCUGAGAGUGAGCUCCUCACCCUCACCGUCACAGCCUCUCCUCUGCCAGCCUUCAUCAUCAGACACGUUGUAGUGCUGCUGAUCCUACUGACAGCCAUCACCACCUUCUACCUGUACUACAAGACCACCAGGAGGCAGAAGAGAGUGAACAGGGUGAGCAGCAUGGAUCUUUAUGUUGAUGCCAAUGCCAUGGAGAUGGUCUCUCUGAGCUCCAGAGCUGAAGCUGGACCGGGAGAGGAGAGAGCAGCCCAGGGGACUGAGUAGGAGUAGAAUGAUGCUGACCCUACAUGCUGAUCUUAGGUCAGUUUUGUGUUUUACAUCUAUGGUCAGCAGUGGACUGGUGUUUAUAAUGUGGUGACAAACCUUAAGUGGUUCUAAUUUUAACAACAUAAUUAGUUUAUCUUUCUAGAACCUUGGAAGAAAUCUAAAAGGAGUGACUGCAACCACCAUUAUUCAUUUUGAUUUUUGCCACCAGGGUAACAUGGGGUUUUGUUUAAUUUAAGAGACUAGCUCAAUUAGGUCUAUUUUGCAUUCUAUCAGUGGAGGCUGGUGGGAGGAGGAAGACGGGCUCAUUGUAAUGGCUGGAAUGGA